AUGGCAGGAAUCAUGUACAGACAAUACGCAGGCGAAUCCGACCUACCACACAUAAUGUCCUUGGUGCAGAACGAGCUCAGCGAGCCCUACGUUGUCUACACUUAUCGGUAUUUCCUUCAUCAGUGGUUAGUUCCGCCCCAUCUUGCGUUUCUGGCGUUUCCCACCGACCAUGGCCACUCGGACCCAGUGGGCGUGAUAGUGUGCAAGCAGAGCAUGCACCGGAAUCUCUCGAACCGGGGGUAUAUAGCGAUGCUCAGCGUCUCGAAGGACUGGCGUAAGCGUGGUAUUGCUAGCGCACUCGUCACAAACUCUGUCGAAGCGAUGAAGAUGGAUGGCGUGGAUGAGGUCGUCCUUGAGACAGAAUACGAUAACAACGCUGCUCUAUCGCUCUACGAGUCUCUCGGAUUCAUACGCGAAAAGCGGCUCUAUCGAUUCUACCUCAAUGGCAAGGAUGCCUUCCGCCUCGUCCUGUCGGUCCCCCCGUCCUCUGAGAACUCCUCCGAUACCCAAUCCGACGAUACCGACAACCUCUCAGCAUCCACUCGAAGCAGCGUGUCGUCGCGACGCAGGCCUCCCCCCUACCGCGCGAUCAGGAUAUCUCCGUACUCCGAUGAUGAAGACGACUACGUGUCUUCGCGCUGA
Messenger RNA from Pleurotus ostreatus (oyster mushroom), 642 nucleotides. It is a transcript of the gene MAK3, whose product is annotated as N-alpha-acetyltransferase mak3. The record is from RefSeq and is a predicted model, not a curated record. Gene Ontology annotation, cellular component: NatC complex. Gene Ontology annotation, molecular function: protein-N-terminal amino-acid acetyltransferase activity. The coding region runs from base 1 to 642 and encodes 213 amino acids. Lineage: Eukaryota; Fungi; Basidiomycota; Agaricomycetes; Agaricales; Pleurotaceae. The transcript is spliced from 5 exons. Gene Ontology annotation, biological process: N-terminal peptidyl-methionine acetylation.